CUUUGACGAGACCAAGUCAGUCGUCUCAUUUAUCAACAAAAAUAAAUAAAAAGACAAUAAUGGGUACUUUGGUCAACGGUACUAUUCCGGCGAUGAAGUGUCCCAAGAAUGUGGCGAUGAUGAAGGCAACGUCCAACGGAGUGUUCGAUGGAGAGAGUCCAUUAGAUUUCGCUUUUCCUCUUGUCAUUCUUCAGAUUUGCCUCGUCGUCGCCGUCACUCGCUCUUUGGCCUUCCUUCUCCGUCCCAUGAGACAACCACGUGUUGUCGCCGAGAUCAUUGGUGGCAUACUUCUGGGUCCGUCGGCUCUCGGUAGAAUCACGUCGUACAAGAAUUCAAUUUUUCCGGCGAGAAGUCUAACGGUGCUCGACACUCUAGCAAACCUCGGCCUCCUUCUCUUCCUCUUCCUCGUCGGACUCGAGAUCGAUCUGACAUCUCUCCGCCGCACUGGCAAAAAAGCUAUUUCCAUCGCCGCCGCCGGAAUGCUCCUCCCCUUCGGUAUGGGCAUCGUCACCUCCUUCGCUUUCCCUGAAGCUUCAUCUUCCGGCGACAAUAGCAAAGUAGUUCCGUUCAUCAUUUUCAUGGGAGUCGCACUCUCGAUCACUGCUUUUGGAGUUUUGGCUCGAAUCCUCGCUGAAUUAAAGCUUCUCACUACCGAUCUCGGCCGUAUUUCAAUGUCCGCCGCCGCAAUUAACGACGUCGCCGCUUGGGUUCUCCUUGCUCUCGCUGUAUCUCUCUCCGGCGAUAAGAAUUCUCCGCUUGUUCCUCUCUGGGUUCUGUUAAGUGGAAUCGCGUUUGUGAUCGCGUGUUUUUUAAUCGUACCGCGAGUUUUCAAAUUCAUCGCUCGGCGUUGCCCAGAAGGCGAACCGAUAGGCGAAAUGUACGUUUGCGUCGCUCUUUGCUCGGUUCUGAUCGCGGGUUUCGCGACAGACGCGAUUGGAAUUCACGCGAUUUUCGGUGCGUUUGUGAUGGGCGUUCUGUUUCCCAAAGGACAUUUUGCAGACGCGAUAGUGGAGAAGAUUGAAGAUCUCGUAAUGGGUCUUCUUCUACCAUUGUACUUCGUUAUGAGCGGUUUGAAAACGGAUAUAACUACGAUUCAAGGUGUGAAAUCGUGGGGACGACUCGCGUUGGUGAUCGUCACAGCUUGUUUUGGCAAAAUCGUUGGGACUGUGAGUGUUGCCUUGUUAUGCAAGGUAGGGCUUCGUGAAUCCGUUGUUCUUGGGGUUUUAAUGAACACAAAGGGUUUAGUGGAGCUAAUUGUUCUCAACAUUGGCAAAGACAGAAAGGUUUUGAGCGACCAGACUUUUGCAAUUAUGGUUCUCAUGGCGAUAUUCACCACAUUCAUCACAACGCCAAUAGUGUUGGGGUUAUACAAACCAAGCGAGACAACGCAAACGUAUAGUAGCGGCAGCUACAAGAACCGCAAACAUAGACGCAAGAUUGAGAAUGAUGAAGAAGGCGAGAAAACGCAGCAGCUUAAGGUUUUGGUAUGUCUUCAAAGCAGUAAAGAUAUUGAUCCGAUGAUGAAAAUAAUUGAAGCUACUCGUGGAAGCAACGAAACCAAAGAAAGAUUUUGCGUUUACGUUAUGCAUUUAACUCAACUCUCCGAGAGACCUUCUUCCAUUCGAAUGGUUCAAAAGGCGAGAAGAAACGGAGUGCCCUUUUGGAACAAGAAAAGAGAUAACUCUAGUGCGGUUACAGUCGCGUUCGAGGCCUCUAGUAAGCUAAGUAGCGUUUCUGUGCGUUCUGUGACCGCGAUUUCACCGUUGUCAACAAUUCAUGAGGAUAUAUGUAGCUCUGCGGAUAGUAAACGUGCAACGUUUGUGAUUUUGCCGUUUCAUAAGCAAUGGAGAUCUCUGGAGAAAGAAUUCGAAACGGUGAGAUCGGAGUAUCAGGGGAUUAACAAAAGAGUUCUUGAGAAUUCACCGUGUUCUGUAGGAAUUUUGGUUGAUCGUGGUCUUGGCGACAAAAAUUCUCUGGUAGCUUCGAGCAACUUUUCACUUUCCGUUAAUGUUCUGUUCUUUGGCGGUUGUGAUGAUCGUGAAGCUUUGGUUUACGGGUUACGAAUGGCAGAACAUCCGGGCGUUAACAUGACCGUUGUUGUUAUCUCUGGUCCGGAGAGAUCAAGAUUUGAUAUACUUGAAGCGCAAGAAACAUCUCUAUUUUCGUCAGACGAGCAAUUCCUUGCCACAAUCAAGAAAAGGGCCAAUGCAACACGAUUUGAAGAGAGGACGGUGAAUUCAACGGAGGAAGUGGUUGAGAUUAUCGGCAAAUUUUGCGAGUGCGAUAUUUUAUUGGUCGGGAAAUCUUCCAAAGGACCUAUGGUUUCAAGAUUACCGGUUAUGAAGAUAGAGUGUCCAGAACUUGGACCGGUCGGAAACUUGAUCGUGUCAAAUGAGAUUUCUACUUCAGUUUCUGUUUUGGUGGUUCAACAGUACACCGAGAAAAGUCCUUCUGUGGUGGGUUCCGUCACUGUCCCGGUGGUGGAGACGCCAUGAAAAUCUGAAAACAGAGGAUUGUGUUUUCUUUAACUUGAAGCACAAAACAAGAUAGAUAACACAAAACACUCUUAUGUAUCAACAUGCAUGAAUUAAAUGAUCCCCCUUUAU
This is a messenger RNA of Arabidopsis arenosa, 2606 nucleotides long. Lineage: Eukaryota; Viridiplantae; Streptophyta; Magnoliopsida; Brassicales; Brassicaceae. The record is from the annotation of a GenBank genome assembly.